CCCUUUCCAUAAUUAAACCUUGAACAGAGUAACCAAACCAUACAUUUGUUUCUAUCGGAAUUGUGAGCAAGCCAACAUCUAUUUGCUCUGUUUCCAAUUUUCCAUGGCAAAAACAACUCACAUAGCUGUUAUUUCAAGCCCUGGUUUCAGCCACCUAGUUCCAAUAGUAGAGUUCACCAAGCGACUCAUCUCUCACCACCCCAAUUUCCAUGUCUCUUGCAUCAUUCCCUCACUUGGGUCACCACCAGAAUCCUCAAAGUCCUACCUUGAAACCCUCCCUUCAUACAUAAACCCCAUCUUCCUCCCCCCAAUCAACAGAGAAGACGUACCCAAAAAAGCAUACCCUGGAGUACUAAUUCAACUCACUGUAAAUCUCUCACUGCCAUCAAUCCAUGAAGCCCUGAAAUCCCUCACCUCAAAAGCCCCAUUAAUCGCGCUGAUUGCUGAUUCAUUCGCGAUUCAAGCGCUGGAUUUCGCGAAAGAGUUCAACUCCAUGUCUUACCUUUACCACCCUUGUGGAGCCACAGUUCUGUCACUGAUGCUACACAUGCCAAAACUUGAUGAGCAAGUUUCAAUUGAGUACAGUGAUCUUAAAGAGCCUAUAAAGUUACCAGGUUGUGUUCCACUCAUGGGGAGUGAUCUUCCAGCACCAACCCAAGAUCGGUCUAGUGAAGGUUACAAGCAAUUUCUUGAACGUUGCAAAAGGGUUUCUUUAGCUGCUGAUGGAAUAUUGAUCAACACUUUCUUAGAGAUGGAAUCUGGUCCUAUAAGAGCAUUACAAGAGGAAUGGAAUGGGAAAAUCAGAGUUUACCCUGUUGGACCCAUCACACAAAUUGGGUCAAUAAUUGAGGCUAAUGAUAAUGAGUGUUUGAAAUGGUUGGAAAACCAACCUCCUAGUUCUGUGGUGUAUGUUUCUUUUGGAAGUGGAGGAACACUCACUCAACACCAAAUUGAUGAGCUUGCUUUGGGUUUGGAAUUGAGUGGUGUGAGAUUCUUGUGGGUUUUGAGAGCUCCAAGUGAUUCAGUUGGUGCUGCUUAUCUUGAGGCUGGAAAUAAGGACCCUUUGCAAUUCUUACCAAGUGGAUUUUUGGAGAGAACCAAACAGCAAGGCUUGGUUGUUCCUUCAUGGGCACCUCAGGUUCAAGUACUUGCUCAUAGUUCAGUUGGUGGGUUCCUAUCCCACUGUGGUUGGAAUUCUGUUUUGGAGAGCAUGCAAGAGGGAGUGCCUAUAAUAGCAUGGCCACUCUUUGCAGAGCAGAGGAUGAAUGCAGUGAUGUUAGCUGAUGGUCUUAGAGUGGCAUUGAGGGUAAAAUUUAAUGAGGAUGGCAUAGUAGAAAAGGAGGAGAUUGCAAAGGUGGUGAAAAGUCUAAUGGAAGGUGAAGAAGGUGAUGCAAUGCGCAAAAGAAUGAGGGAUUUGAAGGAUUCUGCUGCUGAUGCAAUCAAAGAUGGCGGUUCUUCAACACAGACCCUGAUUAAGGUUGCUAGCCAAUGGGAAAAUAUGGGUGGGAUUUAGGAAAGUAAAUCCUAAAGUUCUUUUGAUUAAUGUUUAAUAUUCCUAAGUUGCGGUGUAGUGCUGCACUACUGUUUGAUUGAUCCAUUUUGUUUUAAUAUGUUGUAGUGAGUUGGCUACUCUUGUGCUC
This is a messenger RNA of Lotus japonicus, 1640 nucleotides long. Its product is annotated as hydroquinone glucosyltransferase-like. The coding region runs from base 104 to 1513 and encodes 469 amino acids. Gene Ontology annotation, molecular function: UDP-glycosyltransferase activity. NCBI's taxonomy places the organism in Eukaryota, Viridiplantae, Streptophyta, Magnoliopsida, Fabales, Fabaceae. The record is from RefSeq and is a predicted model, not a curated record. The transcript has a single exon.